ACUAUUGCUCUAUGGAUGCUACUUCUGUCUCCACUGCCGCUUGGCUGGGGAUCAUAUUGGACAUCAGGUGGAGACACUAAAUGAGGCCGCCGAGAAGAAGAAGGAGAAACUAGGAAAUGUUCUGAAAGAAAUGAUCCAAAGCAGAGAAAUCACUGAUGAAAGACUUUGGCGCUUAAAGGAACAGCAAAAUGGGUUGCACAAGAAAACAGCCGGAGAAUCAGAAAGAGUCACUGACUUGUUCCGAAGCAUCAGAAGAAUGCUGGAUGAUCUGGAAAAGAAAGUCUCGAGUCAUAUCUCCAGCCAGGAUGACCAUGUGUCACUCCUUUCUGAUCUAAUCCAUGAAAUGGAAAUAAAGAAGGAUGAAAUGUGCAGCAAAAUAGGCCACCUCGAGCAGCUGUGUCGCAUGACUGAUCCAUGGUCAAUCCUUCAAGAAUCACAGUCAGGCCAAGAGGACUUUUUUGUUGUCAGAGAGGAACCCGUAUUAGUGGAGAGUAAGGAGCUCCAUGCUGCAGAUGAUCUGGAUAUAGUUCAGAUCUCAGAGAUGUUGUGCAAAGGGUUCAUGGAUGUCAUGACUUGUGCUAGGAAGCGGAUCUUUGGCCAUGAAGAAGCGGACUUAUUACUGGACGUAAGAACGUCUGGAAUUAACGUGGAGAUCUCUGACGACUUGAAACUAGCUUCUUGGUCCCAAAUAAAACAACCGGGAGUGCGGAAGAAUCUGCAACGUUGUCAGGUCUUGAGCACCCAGACAUUUAACUCAGGACGACAUUGCUGGGAAGUGGAAACCAGUAAAUCGGGAACAUGGAGUUUAGGUAUCUGCUACCCCAGCAUGCCCAAAUGUGGGGAUAUAGCUAAUAUUGGCAACAACAACAAGUCCUGGUGUUUGUCAAAGGUUCAUAAUAAUAGCCAGUAUUCGGUGCUGCACAACGACCAUGAAGUUCUGAUCAAUCAAAAAUCUCCCUGUCACAGAUUCAGACUGUAUCUGGAUUACGAGGCCGGCCAGCUGUCCUUCUUUGAGCUAAGUGAUCCCAUCAAACUCCUGCAUGUCGUCCAGGCCAAAUUCAGGGAGCCCCUUCAUGCUGCUUUCUAUGUCUGCAAUGCUUGGGUUCGAAUCCAGAGCUAAGGUUUAUUAGUGUUGAUUGCUGUUUCUUUUCUUAGGCUCCUGUUCACCUGGUGGAGGGCAAAGAGUGUCCUCCGUUGAGCUGGUAUACAUUAGUGUACCUCUUUUUUUGUGUAGAAUGACACAGCACACUGCACUAUUCUAUUCUAUGGGGCUAUUCACAUGCCGUUUCUUUUAGUAGAUGUCCUAUUUGGCGACCAGAUGGACCCCAUUGAAACCAAUGGGCUCGGUUUAAUGGCUAUUAAUGGGUACACUGUGAGAAAAAAAAUACCUCCCCACCGGCACGCUCAGGAACACCCGCUCUGCAUGAUCAUGUGACAUCAGGUCCUGCUGCCUCCAAUACGGACCUAGUUUUCAUGCGUGUGCAAGUUGUGAGUUAUAUAUACACACGGGCGAAUAGAGAGUGCAUAAGGCAUUAUAUAUACUAAGGCACUGCAGGGGUUGGGGUUUAAAAAAAAAUACAGGUUGUGCUACCGUUCGUGCAUCUGGCGGUUUAAAGAUGCGACCACACCAUGAAAGGACGUGUCCUUUUUUUGGGCUGUGGAAUCUGUUCACUGGUUAGCUCCACUCAAUAGGACCAAAAUCCGAGACGGUCUGCAGCUGCUUCUGCCAUUGAAUAUACAAUGUAUUUUGCUAAUGCAGAAUCCAGUGUGUGAAUGGGGCCUUAAAGCGGGAAGCAUAGCCUGAUGACAGAUGCAUUUUAAUGGGGUUACAGAGAUCUAUUUACAAUUUUUUUUUUUAAAUGGUCAGUAAAAUUUACAGAAAUAAAAAACCAUUCCAGUAAAAAAAAUAUAAAAAUUUUUUUUUUGCUCAAACAUGACAAAAAAACUCACACUUAUUAGGUAGCUGUGUGAGUGUAAUAAACUGAAGAACCACUUUAACAGGCUAUUCAGAGGGAGAAGCAAACACUAAGAAAAAAAAGGACAAAUUGCUUUUGUUUUUAUCAGCAUUUUAACAUUUUUAGAUAUAAAUUUUAACCAUAAAUUACACAAUAUUGCAUAAGAUAUUUCCCACAGCACCUACAUAUGUCUCUCACAGCCAUGCCACUGAAAAAAAUGUACUGCUUCAGUAAGGCCUAAAUAGGCCUGGUCAUUGCGGGGUUAAUUGACGUAUUUUGUAUAACGAGUAAUGUUUCCAGAACCUCAGAUCUCUGCCAAGAGUCAGACGUGUAAAGAUAGGUUAUCCUAAAGGGGUGGCAUGUGGUUACAAGGAUGCUUUCUUUUUCUUUUUUUUUUUUCUAAAUCUAAUCCUAGAGACAGCGCCACUCUUGCCCACAGGUCAUGUCUGGUAUUGCAGUCUAACUUCAUUUACUUGAAUAUUGCAAUUCUAGACAGAUCCUGGGGGCAGGAGUGGGGCGGCAUCUGAUCAUUGUUUAACUAUAUUUGUAUAAUUCUGUGCAACAAAAUGUAGUAAAGAGCUACAGAUACAAAUCACAUUAUAUAUAUAUAUUCCCAGGUGACGGUUUCAUGUAUGCAUGUGGUAUAUCAAUAAAAAGUGUGUGG
Bufo gargarizans (Asiatic toad) is the source of this 2619-nucleotide messenger RNA. RefSeq names its product nuclear factor 7, ovary-like. The record is from RefSeq and is a predicted model, not a curated record. Gene Ontology annotation, molecular function: protein binding. Lineage: Eukaryota; Metazoa; Chordata; Amphibia; Anura; Bufonidae. The coding region runs from base 131 to 1120 and encodes 329 amino acids. The transcript has a single exon.